Molecule: messenger RNA, 3327 nt
Organism: Centropristis striata (black sea bass)
Lineage: Eukaryota; Metazoa; Chordata; Actinopteri; Perciformes; Serranidae
Product: tripartite motif-containing protein 16-like
Exons: 1
Coding region: 132-1805 (557 amino acids)
Molecular function (GO): protein binding; zinc ion binding
Source: RefSeq, a predicted model, not a curated record
CCUGCUCUCAAACACAGCCAGCUCCACUCUGUCCACGUGUUUCCUGGUUCCCUCCCCUUCAGAUCAGAGCUCAGACCAGUUUCACUUAUGAGGAAGUGAAACUCAGACAGUCGUUGUGACUGAGAGGUGAAAUGGCGCAGAAAGGAGCUCAGCUGGAUCGAGAAGUCUUCUCUUGUCCGAUCUGUCUGGAUCUACUGAAGGAUCCGGUGACUACUACAUGUGGACACAGCUACUGUAUGAAGUGUAUUAAAAGCUUCUGGGAUGAAGAGGAUGAGAAGGAAACCCACAGCUGCCCUCAGUGCAGACAGACGUUCACACCGAGGCCUGUCCUGCUGAAAAACACCAUGUUAGCAGUUGUAGUGGAUGAGCUGAAGAAGACUGGACUCCCAGCUGCUCCUGCUGAUCUCUGCUAUGCUGGAGCUGAAGAUGUGGCCUGUGAUGUCUGCACUGGGAGAAAACUGAAAGCCCUCAAGUCCUGUCUCACCUGUAUGGUACCUUAUUGUGAGAAACACCUUCAGCCUCAUUAUGAUUCAGCUCUGUUAUCAAAACACAAGCUGGUGGAGCCCUCCAAGAAGCUCCAGGAGAACGUCUGCUCUCGUCAUGAUGAGGUGAUGAAGAUGUUCUGUCGUACAGAUCAGAAGUCUAUCUGUUAUCUCUGCUCUGUGGAUGAACAUAAAGGCCACGACACGGUCUCAGCUGCAGCAGAGCGGACGGAGAAGCAGAAAGAGCUGGAGGUGAGUCGACAAAACAUCCAGCAGAGAAUCCAGGACAGAGAGAAAGAUGUGAAGCUGCUUCAACAGGAGGUGCAGAACAUCAAUCGCUCCGCUGAUAAAACAGUGGAGGACGGCGAGAAGAUCUUCAGCGAGCUGAUCCGUCUCUUGGAGAAAAGAAGCUCCGAGGUGAAGCAGCAGGUCAGAUCCCAGCAGGACACCCAAGUGAGUCGAGUCAAAGAGCUUGAGGAGAAGCUGCAGCAGGAGAUCGCUGAGCUGAAGAGGAAAGACGCUGAGCUGAAGAAACUCUCACACACAGAGGAUCACAACCAGUUUCUGCACAGCUACCCCUCACUGUCAGCACUCAGUGAGUCCACAUCCAGCAUGGAGAUCCGUCCUCUGCGCUACUUUGAGGACGUGACAGCGGCUGUGUCAGAAGUCAGAGACAAACUACAGGACGUCCUGAGAGAGGAAUGGACAAAGCUCUCACUGACAGUGACUGAAGUGGAUGUUUUACUGUCAGAUUCACCAGCAGAGCCCACGACCAGAGCUGGAUUCUUAAGAUAUUCAUGUGAGAUCACACUGGAUCCAAACACAGCACACACAAAGCUGUUAUUAUCUGAGGGGGACAGAAAAGCAACAUUAAUGAGUAAUCAACAGUCCUAUCCAAGUCACCCAGACAGAUUCACUCAUUAUCAGCAGGUCCUGAGUAGAGAGAGUCUGACUGGACGUUGUUACUGGGAGGUGGAGUGGAGAGGGGGUGGAGUUUGGGUAGCAGCUUCAUACAAGAAUAUCAUCAGAGGGGGGCCGACUGACUCUGCAUUUGGAUACAAUGACAAAUCUUGGUCAUUACAAUGUUACGACAACAAAUAUACAUUUUUGUACAACAACAUCGACACUCCCGUCUCAGGUCCUUGGUCCUCCAGAGUCGGAGUGUACCUGGAUCACAGAGCAGGUAUUCUGUCCUUCUACAGCGUCUCUGAAACCAUGACUCUCCUCCACAGAGUCCAGACCACAUUCACUCAGCCUCUCUAUGCUGGACUUUGGCUUUGUUUCAGUGUUGGAGCCACUGCUGAGUUCAGUAAACUCAAAUAACCAACAAGUCACUUGAGGGACAGCAGGUUAAAAUGUCUUUUAACUCUUAAAGCUUCCAUAUUGUUCACAUUUGUGGUGUUUUAUUUGAAGUUUUGACAUCUAUAAGAAGAUAUAUUUGUAGUUUUUAUUUGCUAAAAACCAUCUGAGUUCAGUUGUUCAUCUGCUCUCUCAGCCUCCCUCUGCAGCUCCAGCAGCUCAGAUCAUUUUGGGCCUGUCUUAUUAAUAUUAGCAACCCUUUCUUCUGAUUGGCUGACAGUCUUGUGUGACACACGGCCAGGCUAACCACAGUAAACAGUUUGCAGCCCCGGUAAAACUCGAUGGCCACCGCUGAGGAAAAUGUUCUCAGACUUUACAUGUUAGAGCUGGAGUCAGAGCCUGAAUCCCAGAUGAUGCUUCCCUCUGACUCAAACAUGAAAUAUAUUACUGGUUCACUUACGGGUUGCAGAUUUAGAGUCGGACACAAUAAUGUGGAGACGGCCGUAUCCUAUAUGAGCAGCUUCUUUGAGUGACGGCUUUUUAUUGUGCCAAUUUAGGAAUCAGUCAGCGUGUAAAGAGUCAGACAGACGGCUGAAUUCUGACUAAAUUUAUGAUAUUGGAAAUUAAGAUUUGUGUAAUGAUAUAUAUUAUAUUCCUGAGAUUCAAUGAUUGAGCAUUUUAAUAUUUCAUCAUUAUUUUUCAUUGCAACUUAACUCAUGUUUUCUACAAUAUGGGACCUUUAAACUGAUUUCUCUCCAUGUUUGUUGCUGAGAACUCAUUGUUGUGGCAUUUCUUCUCUGCAGAGAUCAGCUGUCAAUCAAACAUUAUGGGCGGUGCUUUGACAUCUGCUCAUUAGUUGUUCUGUAAAUGUUUGACUUUCCUUCCUGUGUCUGUUGAGCCAUGGAGGCUUUCACUGCUCAUGAUGACUGUUGUUCACCUCAACUCAUAUUUCUCUGCAAGAAAAUGUAAAUUUCUCUGAGCUCCGAAUGUUUGUUGAAUAUUUGUAUGUUGUUGUUUUUCUUUUCCUGCAUGGCUCUGAAGAGAGAAAGCUCACAUAAUUACGUCUACAUUUAUUUGUUCGUUAAAACAAAUGUUGUUGUACAAAUGAGGCUCUAUGAUGUAUUUUAAAACUAUAAUUAUCAUGUUCAUAAUCAAUCAGGAAAUCAUUCAUUAUUCUCUUGUAUAUCUCUGAGAUUCUGGUCAAACUAAUUGAUUGUGUGGAUGAAGUGAAUCUGUUCAUGAAAUCACUGAACAACAAUCAUUUAAGAGACUUUACUGAUUGGAUGUGUCAACAAACUGAUUUAAUAAGUAAUAAAAAAACAAAAACAAAGUAUUUUCUUCUUGUCUUAAUUCCAGGGUUUCAUACAAAGCUGAUGGAGAAAUGAUGACACUAAUAUGAGAGUAUAACUGAGGCUGUUCUCCUCCUGAAACAACACAAAGUUCACCGUUCAUGUUGAGAGCAGAAGAACAUUUGUCAGUCUGUCUCUGACCUUUCAACUUUCCUCACUAAAACAGCUUUUGUCACAGAGAAAUGAGCAGAGUUUUC